AUGUCUUCCGACGACGCAUACAUGGCCUUCCUGAACAAGGCAAACGCAGACCUCAAUGCCGGCCGCUCCUUACAGCCCGAACCGACCGAGUCCGCUGUCCGCACUGAGACUGUGGAUGUGGGCGUGCGCGUUCCCGCCCCGCUGUCGUCGGUCGAUGCGUAUUACAUUUCUGAGACGGAUGAGCCGUUUGAACCGGUCGUGUUAAACUGGGAGGGCGCGAAACGGGGGAUUUGGCCUGGUUCGACCCAACUCUCCAACCUCAUCUCCCCAGACGCAGACCUCUCCCCUUCCAUCGACACCAUGUCGCCUGCCUCCUUUGAUCCCCAGAACCAGUACGCAUCUGUUCUCCGUGCGGUUCGGGCCGCGGUCACGCAGUCGGCGGCUGGCGGGAUUGACGAGUCGGAUGUGGAUGUCAAGGUGUAUCGGGUGCAGGUUGGGACGUCAAGAGCGGAAUAUUAUGUUUUGGGAUUGGAUGUUGAGGGAGGGAAGAUUGUGGGGUUGAAGGCUAAGGCUGUUGAGACUUGA
This is a messenger RNA of Aspergillus wentii DTO 134E9, 525 nucleotides long. RefSeq lists its product as uncharacterized. Lineage: Eukaryota; Fungi; Ascomycota; Eurotiomycetes; Eurotiales; Aspergillaceae. The transcript has 2 exons. Bases 1 to 525 code for a protein of 174 amino acids. The record is from RefSeq and is a predicted model, not a curated record.